UCUAAGAACACAAUUUUUCAAAAGUCGUUCUUUUGUCGUUUCUUAAACUCUUUACCUUCAAACACUUUCAUUUUAAAUGGACGGACUAACAAUUUCUUAAUGGCAUAUAUUUUGUGCUAUGAGGAAUAUUCAGGGACUAAGACUAAUCUUUUGACACAAACAUGUGUCUCCCAUGAUUAAUUAAUGUACAAGGAGGUGUUAUUUAUUUCCUUAAUAAUCUCCUCUUAUUAAUAUGCUCUAAUCCAAGCCUUCUCUUCUCAACAAAAAUCUCAACUCACAAAUACUACCAUUUUCAUUAUUUUUCUUGAAAUUUCAAGAAUCAAAUGGCAAAGAAUUACCAGAGUAACACCAAAGACUCCCAAUUUAAGAAGAUUUUCAAGUGGGAUAAUCGAAAACAGAAGAGCCCAAGUUCUGCUAUUAGUGCUGCUGAAAUAAAAGGGAAAUCAAAAUCAACCAUGGCUUCUGGUUCUGGACCAAACAUGGUACUUGUAGAUUACAAUCACACUCCAGGAAAAGUUCAGCAAAAGCAGGAAAUUAAAGGUAUCAAGUCUAGCGAUAGCAAUAAUAAUGACAACUACUUCUCUGCUUAUAUUGAUCGAGUGAAGAACAAAAUGAGAACAACAUCAUCAAGUGUUGGUGUUGAUGUUGAUGAUGGUGGUGGUGCUGGCACAAUUAAAAAGCCUGUAAAAAGAAGAGAUAGUCUCAAUGAUAGGAUUUCUCAUUUCAUCAAUCGCACAAAGGUCAAGAUUAGAACUACAACAAUUGUGAAUCGUGGUGACCGUAUGUAGAGUGUCGUUUUAUAUCAUAUAGUAUUGUAUUAAUGUUAUCGGAAUAAUGUUUUAGAUAGAUUGUAUUGUUUUCAUUAAUAGCAUUUUUCUUGUUCAUUUUGACUUAA
Molecule: messenger RNA, 895 nt
Organism: Lycium barbarum (goji berry)
Lineage: Eukaryota; Viridiplantae; Streptophyta; Magnoliopsida; Solanales; Solanaceae
Exons: 2
Coding region: 324-788 (154 amino acids)
Source: RefSeq, a predicted model, not a curated record